Messenger RNA from Malassezia globosa CBS 7966, 1503 nucleotides. RefSeq lists its product as uncharacterized. NCBI's taxonomy places the organism in Eukaryota, Fungi, Basidiomycota, Malasseziomycetes, Malasseziales, Malasseziaceae. Gene Ontology annotation, biological process: endonucleolytic cleavage in ITS1 to separate SSU-rRNA from 5.8S rRNA and LSU-rRNA from tricistronic rRNA transcript (SSU-rRNA, 5.8S rRNA, LSU-rRNA). The transcript has a single exon. The record is from RefSeq and is a predicted model, not a curated record. Gene Ontology annotation, cellular component: nucleolus; 90S preribosome. The coding region runs from base 1 to 1503 and encodes 500 amino acids.
AUGACGCUGCAAGACUACCAGCGUAGUCGUAUGCUAGACGCCAUGAAACAUUCAUCCGAUCCAGCCAAAGAUUUUGCUGAAGCGACGAUGCAUAAUGGAAAUAACGAUGAUCAGCCCAUUCCUACAACGCAUGACGAUGAACAAGAAGCGAUUCGUGCCGAGUUCCUCCGUGCAGCGCAAGACUCAGAAGGCCAGGAUGACUUGUUCCAAGUACGAAAAGCCGAAGGUGGGGAUGAAAGCACGUAUCAUUCUACUCUAAUGGGUGCUCUUGGUAAAGAUGCAAGUGAAGAUAAGAUCCGCGAACUAUUACGAGAUCACACACAUGACGAGUCGCGCUCGAAAGAAAACGAAGACUUUUUAAUGAACUACAUUUUGAACAGGGGCUGGGUCGAAAGUGAUAUUCCGUCUUCCACCUCCGAACCAGUUCGCAAUUGGGAUGCUGAGGCGGAAGAUCUUGACUCGGAGGCAUCGUUCGAUUCGGCUGCCGAGGCGUUCGAGCAUGCUUAUAACUUCCGCUUUGAGGAUCCCUCGCUUGCGCAGAAAUCAUUUGCAAUUGAAAGCUUCCCGAGGCACUCAGAAGAUUCAAUCCGACGUCCUGAUGAUAGACGUAAGAAAGCUCGUCAUGAUCGUGCAGCUCGCAAGAAAGAGGAGAAAGAUUCAAAAAUGCGAGAACUCAAUCAGCUGAAAGCUUUAAAGCGUCAGGAAAUUGCCGAAAAGCUUAAGAAGCUUCGUGAAGUUUCUGGUAGCGAUAACCGUAUGGAUGGUCAUGCGUUUGAUGGCAUUGAUUUUGAUGCGGACUUUGAUCCGGCUGAACAUGAUCGUUUGAUGCAAUCUCAAUUUGAUGAUGAGUAUUAUGCUAUGGAAGACAGGGAAAAACCUCGCUGGGAUGGAGAUUGGGAAAUCGAUGACAUUAUUUCUUCUGAAACCAAGCCAGAAAAGAAAAAGAAGCAAAAGCCUGCCUCAGAAGAAGGCAUGGAUGCCGAUUUCGUUGAUAAUCAAGAUGCAAAGCUUUCGAAGAAGGAGCGCAAAGCAUUAAAAAAGAAGGAAAAGAAAGCGGCUAAAAACAAAGGAAAACAAGAACAUGAAGUUGAUGCUGAUGAUAUGGAUGCUGACAAGACUGAAAGCCAGAUAACUGAGACUGACCGGAAACAGAAGGCGCGUGACCUGAUGGACGAGUACUACAAUCUAGGCUAUGAAGAUAUGAUUGGCGACACACCCACCCGCUUCAAAUAUGCUUCUGUACCUAAAGAUAAUUACGGACUCAGCGCGGUUGAGAUUCUUUUGGCUGACGAUGCCGACUUGAACAAUGUUGUGGGUUUGAAACAUUUGCAGCCAUACCGGCGCGGCCCGUCCAAGCCAUCGAAUCUGAAAAAACGUUUGAAGCGUUUCCGUGAGGAUUUGGACGCACGUGAACAACCGGUGGAGCAAGAAGAACGUCCAAAGAAGAAGCGCCUCGGCAAGAAAGAACGUCAGAAGCUCAAGACACAAGAUUCCACUCUAUAG